Molecule: messenger RNA, 2946 nt
Organism: Leptopilina heterotoma
Lineage: Eukaryota; Metazoa; Arthropoda; Insecta; Hymenoptera; Figitidae
Exons: 5
Coding region: 1-2946 (981 amino acids)
Molecular function (GO): nucleic acid binding; RNA-DNA hybrid ribonuclease activity
Source: RefSeq, a predicted model, not a curated record
AUGCGGUCCCCUCACGUGGGCCCUCAAGGAUUUGCCCUCAUAUACGUCACAUGCUCUGACAGCAGGACUCCUGUAGGCUGCCCUGGAACUGGGCGCUAUUAUGGAACUGGAAAGGAGGACAAAAUUGAUAAUAAAAAUUUCAAACCAAAAAGGCCUCAUUGCAAAGAUUGUAAAGAGAAAAUCACGGAAGGUGAAUUUUUGGCUGAACUCCAUGCACAAUCACUGACAACUGUUAGUGAUCAUCGUUUAGCUUACGAUGAGGCAAUAAGAGGGCAUCCAGAUGUAAAAAAUGUCACUUAUGAUUCCAAAAAGUGUACAAUGGCUAGGUGGGCAAAGGGAGAGGCACCUCCAAUCGCAAAUGACAUCUGCAAAUUGGCCUUUACCUUAAAUAGUGAAGCCUGGAAAAAACGUCUUUCUUUUAAUUUAGCUGUUGAGGGAGAAAAAGAGGGAACGAAAAUUUAUAAGAAGGUCUCGUUUAACGUCGUAGACAAACGGGAUGUUAAUUCUCUUCCUGUGGUUAUUUUGUACCCCAAAAAAAUUUCAGAGGAGGCAAAAAUGGCACGUUACGCCUUUAUGGAUGGGACGUUCCAGUGCAUCCCACACCUUUAUGGAGUAUUCCAGUUACUGACGUUUGGUGUUGAAUCUUUUGGCAUGGCUAUUACAAGAAACGAGGAUAGACUGGGAAUAUCGACUUUGGAAAAGGAUAGUUUGAAGCUGAGAAAUUACGUGGCAAAGCUUAAAUUAUUGUCUCUUCUUCCUGCGCUCGAAAUUUCUCAAACGUACGAGAGGCUUACUAAUGAGUUUCUAUAUGAAACAAGAAGUGCUGAUUCUGGGUUAAAGCUGAAAGUUGAAGGAUUUGUAGACUACUUUGACAAGCAGUGGAUCCACAAAGUCCAUCCAGAGGAUUUUUUGGUGUAUGAGAGCAUGCACCGAACAAAUAAUAUUCUGGAGCGGUUUAAUAAAGAGCUAGGACAGCAUGCAUAUAGAGCAGGCUUCUCAGUAGAAACAGCCCUCCAUUCGGCAGUAGGCAGAAUAGAGGGACAAAUUAGCAGCGGGGGUUAUGCGGUUGGCACCUUUCUUGAUAUCGAAGGUGCCUUCCCUAACACUUCUAGUAAAGCCAUUUGUAGGGCAGCCAGGAUGCGAGGUGUGCCCGAGCCGCUAGUUAAGUGGAUCGACAGCAUGCUUCGAGAAAGGGCCCUGGAAGCGGAAUAUGGUGAGGCUAAGUUAACAGGCCUGGUCUCAAAAGGGUGCCCACAGGGUGGAGUCCUUUCUCCUUUAUUGUGGUGCUUGGUGGCAGAUGAGUUAAUUAGGAACCUCAAUAGCCAGGGUUAUUAUACGCAAAGUUAUGCGGAUGAUUUCCUUAUAAGAGGGCACGCAAUCGAGACCCUCUUAGAACUUACGGAACGUGCACUUAAGAUUGUCAGGGAUUGGUGCAAUCUGACUGGACUUUCUGUAAACCCGGAGAAAACGAACAUAGUAGUUUUCACAAGAAAAUAUAAGGUACCGAGUUUGAAAAAACCGAUAUUUUAUGGAAAAGAGAUUUCCUUUUCUGAAUCGGCUAAGUAUCUGGGAGUAAUACUGGAUAAAAAACUGGUUUGGAGGGAACAUUUCGAAUAUCAGUAUGGCAGGUUUUGUACCGCGUUUUGGGCGUGUAGAAGGGCGAUAGGGUCAUCGUGGGGACUAAGGCCUAAUAUGGUCAACUGGCUCUAUCAGAUGAUCUUAAAACCAAGGUUUCUUCACGCGGUGGUUGUCUGGUGGUCUAGGACUCAACUGAUAACAGUUAAAGAGAAACUAGGCCAACUGCAGGCAAUGAUUUUCAGGGGUAUUACGGGGGCAAUGGGGACCACGCCAACAGCUGCGUUGGGAUUCAUGCUUGCCGAGGUACCUCUGCAUAUUGCCGCGGUGAAAAAGGCGGCUCUUACUAUCAGCAGGUUAACUGCGCAGGGAAGGUGGAGGGUUGGUGGUUUACACACCAAGCUUCCACGCUCAAUUCUAUCAAUACCAGAAUUAAGUAUGGUGCAAGAUAGAAUGAUCAAGAGGGUGAAAUUUAAACCCCGCUUUAAGGUCAUUACACCUUCCAGAAUAGACUGGAAGAAAGGUUUUCCACUUGGGGACGAAGUCUGGUAUACAGAUGGCUCCAAGAUGGACUGCGGUGCAGGCUUCGGAAUUUAUCGGAAAACUGGCCGCAUUAAAGUGGCUGAGUCAUUAGGACAAUAUGCCACAGUCUGGCAGGCAGAGGUCUGUGCGAUUUUAACUUGCGCCCAAAUAUCUAUCCGAAAUGGAACAAAGGGCAAGAGGAUUAGUAUUUGUGUGGAUAGUCAAGCGGCCUUAGGGGCUCUGAAAAAUCCCACAAUAAAAUCAAAACUCGUCUGGGAAUGCCGCAGCGUACUAGAUGAGUUGGGUUCAGUAAAUAGACUUUCAUUGAUUUGGGUACCGGGACACUCGGGAAUCAAGGGUAAUGAAAGAGUAGACGUCUUGGCGAAAACCGGUUCCGAGACGAAAUUUAUAGGUCCUGAACCAGCAGUGGCAAUAAUGCCAUGCUUGGUUAAGGGAGCCAUAGAAAGAUGGGGUGAAAAGGAACAUGAGAAGAAUUGGGCGAGCGUUGGGGUGGGAAGGCAAGCGAAAACUCUGUUGGGGUUAGCACUCAACAGGAGGCGAGCGAGCGAUCUCCUAAAACUCGAUAAGAUCAGAGUUAGAACCGCAGUUCGUCUACUUACGGGUCAUGGACUAUUGAACUACCAUCAGCAUAAAAUAGGCAGACAAGUUUCACCUAUGUGCAGACUGUGUGGGGAAAGUAACGAAACUUCGACUCACAUAUUAUCUGAAUGCCCAGCGUUAGCUAGGAUCAGGCUAUCUAGCUGGGGUCAAGCAAUUAUUGACCCUAAGCAGGUGAGCAACCUAUCGAUAGAAGAGAUACUGGACUUCUGGAGAAGAACAGGACUCUAA